AUGACGGAAAAAUUUACAUCAGAUUUCCUUGGAAACCGAACAAAUUCGAUCUCGCAAGCAACUACACUUGCACUUAGUCGCCUUCAUCAGCUAUACAAGACCAAGGAAACAAAUUCAUGUUGGAACGACUAUUGUAAGAUUAUUGAAGAGCAACUGGAAAAACAAUUCACUAAAGGUGCGCCACAUCCAACAACAAAAAGUGAGGUCUGCCAACAACCUGACGCAUACCUCUAUGUAGACAACGUUCUUGUGACCGAUACCAAUACGCAGUCACUGAUUGAAAAAUACAAAACGUGCAAGCAAAUCUUCAACGGCAUGUCCAUGAACUUACGUCAGUUCAUCGCUAAUGACAAGGAAUGCAAUAGCUUGAUCAAAUCGGAAGACCUCCCAACAAGCAAGUUAAUCAAAAUUCUGGGUAUCCCAUGGAAUCCAGUCAAAGACAAUUUUUCCAUAACAUGCAAACUUCACUGCACGGCGAAUCCAACCAAACGAAUGGUGCUACAGGCCGUACAUUCAACUUUCGAUCCCCUCGGCUUUCUCCCUCCAUUAUUACUCAACGCAAAACAUUUUUUACAAGACUAA
Molecule: messenger RNA, 582 nt
Organism: Ostertagia ostertagi
Lineage: Eukaryota; Metazoa; Nematoda; Chromadorea; Rhabditida; Trichostrongylidae
Source: the annotation of a GenBank genome assembly